AUGCCAAGCCCCAAAUGGUUCCCGGCUUUCAAAAAAGAACUUCCACGCCUGGAAGGGAAAGUCUUGGCCAUCACUGGAACCACAUCUGGCACCGGCUUUGUGGCGGCAUGGACUGUAGCAGAAUUAGGUGGCGAAGUGUUGCUGCUAAACCGCAAAUCCAAGCGGGUCGAUGAUGCUUUGGGCAAGUUGAAAGCCAUUGUCCCGCACGGGAAUUUCGUGGAUGUGGAGUGCGACUUGCAGGAUUUUGCCAGCGUACGGAAAGCAGCUGCAGAGAUCAAAUCCAAGUAUGCCAAGCUCUACUGCCUUGCCAACAAUGCUGGCAUUGCUGCGAAACCAGAUGAGGCGACGAAGGAUGGGUACGACACGCAGAUGCAGACGAAUCAUUUGUCGCAUUUUCUGCUCACUGCCGAGUUGCUUCCACUGUUGGAGGCCGAGGCCAAGGAAUCCGGCGACGCGCGCGUUGUCAACCAUUCCAGUUUGGGCCGGCUCUACACAGAGCACCAAGGCUUGGAGGAGAAGUACGUUGGGAAGAAUGGUGGCCACCUCGGCGGCAACGACAUAAAGUUUAUGGCUGGGGGAUGUUUCUGGCGGUAUUUCCAGUCCAAACUGGCCAACACUGUCUUCACGUACGCGCUUCAUGAGAAGCUGCAGGCCAAGGCCUCCAAGGUUCCAAGCCUUUGUGCCCACCCGGGUGGGUCCACCACAAAUUUGGGCGACGGCAUGGAGACAACAUGUUUCCUCAACUGUGUUUUGACGGCCAUGGAGACUUUCCUAAUGCAAUCGCAGGAGGAUGGAGCCAUGGGCCUUUUGCGCUGCAUGGUCCACCCGGAUGCGCAGAGUGGUAACCUCUACGGUCCCAAGAGACUUGGCGGCAUGUGUGGUCCAGCCGUACCAAACCCGAAACAGUCCUACGAGACAGAUCCAACGGUCAUGGAGAUGUUGUGGAGAACCAGUGAGCAAGCGACCGUGAAUUUCAAGGUCUGA
Symbiodinium pilosum is the source of this 984-nucleotide messenger RNA. The record is from the annotation of a GenBank genome assembly. NCBI's taxonomy places the organism in Eukaryota, Dinophyceae, Suessiales, Symbiodiniaceae.